Cercocebus atys (sooty mangabey) is the source of this 5277-nucleotide messenger RNA. RefSeq names its product vitamin D (1,25- dihydroxyvitamin D3) receptor (gene VDR). Lineage: Eukaryota; Metazoa; Chordata; Mammalia; Primates; Cercopithecidae. The transcript has 12 exons. Gene Ontology annotation, cellular component: nucleus. Bases 710 to 2014 code for a protein of 434 amino acids. Gene Ontology annotation, biological process: positive regulation of transcription by RNA polymerase II; multicellular organism development; negative regulation of transcription by RNA polymerase II. The record is from RefSeq and is a predicted model, not a curated record. Gene Ontology annotation, molecular function: vitamin D response element binding; zinc ion binding; nuclear receptor activity.
CAAAAGGCGGCAGCCGAGCCGUGGGCGCCGGGAGCGCGGAACAGCUUGUCCAACCCGCGGCCGGACCAGCUUCUUCUGGGAGAUACUGAGACUGUUCUGGACAAAGAAAAUGGGUACAUGUUGGGGAUGGUGGAGAAGGAAGAGAGGGUAUCACCUUAGCUGGCCAUGAUAUUGCUGUGCCUGAGUUAUGCACCAGGCAAAAAGAGAUGACAAAUAAAAAGUCAGGUUUGCACUUGGACUCAGAGGCCGAAUCUAGGAUAUCUCUCCUAAAAGGACCAUCCAGUACUGGAAAGUCGAUUGAGGAGGAGAGGCUCAUCUAUUGGAUGGGAUUUUCCCAGAGGAGAGGGGCUGGGUGACAGAAAGUGGAUGGAUCCUAGCUGACGUCUGCCAUCCCUUGGCCUGGGAUCCUUGGAAGGACAAGAACAAUCCCCGGGUUCUUCCCUCAUGACCUGGGGAUUGUUCUCUGCAUUGCUCCCGACUUAGUGGAAGUGAAAGGUGUCCAGGGCUUAGGGAUGCAGAAAUGACUCAGAGCUAAGCUACCUAGAUUCAAAUCCAGCUCCAGAGACGAUCACCUUCCCUGCACCUCAGUUUCCACCCCUAACCUGGGCAGUAAAGUAUCCACUGGAGGAGGCUGUUGUGAGAGUGAAAAGGCUUUGGGUCUGAAGUAUCUGUGAGACCUCAUAGAAGAGCACCCCUGGGCUCCACUUACAUGCCCUGUGCUCCUUCAGGGAUGGAGGCAAUGGCAGCCAGCACUUCCCUGCCUGACCCUGGAGACUUCGACCGGAAUGUGCCCCGGAUCUGUGGGGUGUGUGGAGAUCGAGCCACGGGCUUUCACUUCAAUGCUAUGACCUGUGAAGGCUGCAAAGGCUUCUUCAGGCGAAGCAUGAAGCGGAAGGCACUAUUCACCUGCCCUUUCAACGGGGACUGCCGCAUCACCAAGGACAACCGGCGCCACUGCCAGGCCUGCCGGCUCAAACGCUGUGUGGACAUCGGCAUGAUGAAGGAGUUCAUCCUGACAGAUGAGGAGGUGCAGAGGAAGCGGGAGAUGAUCCUGAAGCGGAAGGAGGAGGAGGCCUUGAAGGACAGUCUGCGGCCCAAGCUGUCUGAGGAGCAGCAGCGCAUCAUUGCCAUCCUGCUGGACGCCCACCAUAAGACCUACGACCCCACCUACUCUGACUUCUGCCAGUUCCGGCCUCCAGUUCGUGUGAAUGAUGGUGGAGGGAGCCAUCCUUCCAAGCCCAACUCGAGCCACACUCCCAGCUUCUCUGGGGACUCCUCCUCCUGCUGCUCAGAUCACUAUAUCACCUCUCCAGACAUGAUGGACUCGUCCAGCUUCUCCAACCUGGAUCUGAGUGAAGAAGAUUCAGAUGACCCUUCUCUGACUCUAGAGCUGUCCCAGCUUUCCAUGCUGCCCCACCUGGCUGACCUGGUCAGUUACAGCAUCCAGAAGGUCAUUGGCUUUGCUAAGAUGAUCCCAGGAUUCAGAGACCUCACCUCUGAGGACCAGAUCGUGCUGCUGAAGUCAAGUGCCAUUGAGGUCAUCAUGUUACGCUCCAAUGAAUCCUUCACCAUGGACGACAUGUCCUGGACCUGUGGCAACCAGGACUACAAGUACCGCAUCAGUGACGUGACCAAAGCUGGACACAACCUGGAGCUGAUUGAGCCCCUCAUCAAGUUCCAGGUGGGACUGAAGAAGCUGAACUUGCAUGAGGAGGAGCAUGUUCUGCUCAUGGCCAUCUGCAUCGUCUCCCCAGAUCGUCCCGGGGUGCAGGACGCCGCACUGAUCGAGGCCAUCCAGGACCGCCUGUCCAACACUUUGCAGACCUACAUCCGUUGCCGCCACCCGCCCCCGGGCAGCCACCUGCUCUAUGCCAAGAUGAUCCAGAAGCUGGCCGACUUGCGCAGCCUCAAUGAGGAGCACUCCAAGCAGUACCGCUGCCUCUCCUUCCAGCCUGAAUGCAGCAUGAAGCUCACGCCCCUCGUGCUCGAAGUGUUUGGCAAUGAGAUCUCCUGACUAGGGCAGCCCAAGGCGGUGCCUGGGUGGGGCUGCUCCUCCAGGGCCACGUGCCGGGCCCGGGGCUGGCAGCUACUCAGCAGCCCUCCUCACCCUGUCUGGGGUUCAGCCUCUCCUCUGCCACCUCCCCUGUCCACCCAGCCCAUUCUCUCUCCUGUUCAACCUAACCCCUCUCCUGCAGGCCUUUCCCCGGUCCCUUGAGACCUCAGCCAUGAGGAGUUGCUGUUUGUUUGACAACGAAACUCAAGUGGGGGCAGAGGGCAGAGGCUGGAGGCAGGGCCUUGCCCAGAGACGCCCCCACUACUGCAUAAGUGGCUGCUGACUGGUGUUGAGGGAACAGGCAAGGGAAAUGCAUCCAUUCCUCAGGGACAGAGACACCUGCACCUCCCCCUACUGCAGGCCCCCCAUGUCCCGAGCCUAGUGGGGUCUCCGUCUCCUGCUUACUCAUGAUAAUCGGCCCACAGCUCCCAACCCACCCGCUUCAGUGCCCACCGACAUCCCAUUGCCCUGGUUAUAUUCUCACGGGCAGUACCUGUGGUGAGGUGGGUUUUCUUCCCAUCACUGGAGCACCAGGCACGAACCCACCUGCUGAGAGACCCAAGGAGGAAAACAGACAAAAACAGCCUCACAGAAGAAUAGUGGAUGGUGGCCAUAGCUAUCCCUGUCACCAAGCCCCCAGUUUCUCACCCUGGAUCUAAGGGGUUGGUUGAGGUGGAGGCCCUCCUUUCACGGAUCCAUGUAGCAGGACUGAAUUGUCCCCAAUUUGCAGAAUAGCACCUGCCGUCCUCGUCCUCCCCCUGCCAGUGCCUUACCUCCUGCCCAGGAGAGCCAGCCCUCCCUGUCCUCCUCGGAUCACCGAGGGUAACCCAGAGCCUGCUCCCCCCACCCCCUCCCCACUUCCAGUCUGAAGCAGCAGUGAGCGGCGUCUUCUCCACCUGGCAGGGUGGGAUGGAGGAGAAGAACUUUCAGACCCCAGCGGCUGCGUCAUGAUCUCCCUGCCGCCUCGGUGUGGUUCCAAGGUCGCUGUUCACCCACGGGGCUAAGAGCUAGCGCUCCCGCACCCCAGAGUGUGGGAAGGGAGAGCGGGGCAGCCUCGGGUGGCUAGUCAGAGAGAGCGUUUGGGGGUUCCAUGAUGUAGAGUACCGUCCCUUCUAUUCUCACUCCACCACCCAGAAGUCAAAAGGAGCCUGUGAGGCCGGGGCGGAGUGAUACUUUGAGUGCAUGCUCUCCUCUGCAGCCGGCCCAGCCCCGCGGGUGGGAACCGUCUGUCCGUUUACUCCAGGGUGGGGUCCUUGUGAGAGUGAGCGUAGGUGUGCGGGACCAGUACGGAAAGGCGUUCUUCAAGGUGGAUCACGGAGGCUGCUUCAGAUCAGUGGUUGAGUUUGGGGAAUGCGACCGCAUUUCCUGUGUCUCCAGAAAUGUUAAAGUCAGUGGGAACGUGACCACCCAGCUCCCGGAAGCUGUGUCCUUCCACCUGUAUCCGUUGUUCCCUGAAAACCCAGGGAGGAGUCAGACUUCACACUGCAAGAGCCUCGGUGUCCACCUGGCCCCAUGUCUCUCAGAAUUCUUCAGGUGGAAAAACAUCUGAAAGCCGCGUUCCUUACUGCAGAAUAGCAUGUGUAUCUCUUAAUCUGUAAAUGUAUUAGAUAUGAGUUGUUUUCAGACUCAGACUCCAUUUGUAUUAUAUUCUAAUAUACAGGGGAGCAGGUACCACUGAUUUGGAGAUAUUUAUGGGGGGAGAACUUACAUUGUGAAACUUGUGUACAUUAAUUAUUGUUGCUGUUGUUGUUAUUCUACAAGGGUCUAGGGAGAGACUCUUGUUUGAUUUUAGCUGCGGAGCGUAUUGGUCCAGCUUGCUCUUCAGUAGGAGAAAACACUUGAAAGUUGCUAAAUGAGUCAAUCCCCUCAUUAAGGAAAACUGACAGAGGAGGGCGUGACUCACCCAAGCGUAUAUAACUAGUUAGAAGCGGGCCAGGACAGACCGGGCGCAGUGGCUCACGCCUGUAAUCCCAGCACUUUGGGAGGCCGAGGCGGGAGGAUCACCUGGGGUCUCGAGUUCGAGAGCAGCCUGACCAACAUGGAGAAACCCUGUCUCUAUUAAAAAUACAAAAAAAAAAAAAAAAAAAAAAAAAAAAACAAGCUGGGCGUGGUGGCACAUGCCUUUAAUCCCAGCUACUCGGGAGGCUGAGGCAGGAGAAUUGAACCCAGGAGGUGGAGCUUGCAGUAAGCCAAGAUCCUGCCGUUGCUCUCUAGCUCUGGGCAAUAAGAGCGAAAUUCUGUCUUUAAAAAAAAAAAAAAAAGAGUGGACUAGGACAGGACCAGACUUUGGAGUCAUGGUCUGGUGUCCUGUUCACUACACUAUGUUUGAGCUCAGACCCCACCAUAUUUGAGCUCAGACCCCCAUUCCCAUUCCCCAGGUGGCUGACCCAGUCCCUGGGGGAAGCCCUGGAUUUCAGACAGAGCAAGUCUGGAUCUGGGACCCCUUCCUUCCUUCCAUGGCUUGUAACUCCACCAACCCAUCAGAAGGAGAAGGAAGGAGACUCACCUCUGCCUCAUCGUGAAUCAGACCCUGCCCCACCACAACGUGGCCCAGGCCUGCUGGGGUCUCCGCCUCAGCCUUGUAUAAUGCUGUUGCCUCAUCUAUAACAUGCAUUUGUCUUUGUAAUGUCACCACUUUCCCAGCUCUCCCUCUGGCCCUGUCUUCUCCAGGGAACUCCUGGGAGUAUCAGUUACUCAGCCCUGGGCCCCACCACCUAGGCCACUCCUCCAAAGGAAGUCUAGGAGCUGGGAGGAAAAGAAAAGAGGGAAAAAUGAGUUUUCAUGGGGCUGAACUGGGAGAAAAGGUCAUCAUCGAUUCUAUUUUAGAAUGAAAGUGUGAAAAUAGACAUUUGUAAAUGUAAAACUUUUAAGGUAUAUCAUUAUAACUGAAGAAGGGUGUGCACCAAAAUGCAAGAUUUUCCACAAGAUUCCCAGAGACAGGAAAAUCCUCUAGCUGGCUAACUGGAAGCAUGUAGGAGAAUCGAAGUGAGGCCAACAGAGAAGGCAGGAAUGUGUGGCAGAUUUGGUGAAAGCUAGAGAUAUGGCAGUGAAAGGAUGUAAACAGUGCCUGCUGAAUGAUUUCCAAAGAGAAAAAAGUUUGCCCUGCAGUUUAUCAAGUCAACCAAUGUAGAAAGCUUUGCUUAUGGUAAUAAAAAUGGCUCAUACUUAUAUAGCACUUACUUUGUUGCAAGUACUGCUGUAAAUAAAUGCUUUAUGCAAACCAA